Messenger RNA from Rotaria socialis, 519 nucleotides. Lineage: Eukaryota; Metazoa; Rotifera; Eurotatoria; Philodinida; Philodinidae. The record is from the annotation of a GenBank genome assembly.
AUGUCACUGAUUGAAUGGCAAAGUCUAUUCGAGGAUGUGUUUGAAAGCUAUCCUGACAAAUGGGCAUUACGUUGUGUGUAUAGACAUGAUAGCAGUCAAAAUCGGCGACUGCAAAAUAAACGCGUCAUGGACCGAACUGGAUAUGCCAGAUUUCAUUGCCCAAAAUGUUCAAAUGGAUGGGCAUCAGCAAAAGCCAAAAUUACCUUAUAUUAUCCUAAUUAUGAUGAACCAAUAGGAACAGCUCUACUACGAUUUUAUGGACAAAAAUGUAAAAAAUGUGACGGAAGAAAACUCAGUUUUGCAGAUCCAGAAUUCGAAGUUGACUGGAUAAAUUUAACUCUAGAAAAACUGUACGAAAGCAUUGGUUGCUGCUUUUAUGGCAAACAACGACCAGAAAAACCAAAAAACGACUACAAUAAAGUUAUCAAUAUUGAAGGUCCUCAUGAAAGUAAAUUAUGUGAGGCUUGCCAAUUAGGUCGUUGUGAUCAAAUGCUGAGAAACAAGAAAAAUAAAACUUAA